This is a messenger RNA of Grammomys surdaster, 2971 nucleotides long. RefSeq names its product interferon-induced GTP-binding protein Mx1-like. Gene Ontology annotation, cellular component: microtubule; cytoplasm; membrane. The record is from RefSeq and is a predicted model, not a curated record. The coding region runs from base 1 to 1836 and encodes 611 amino acids. NCBI's taxonomy places the organism in Eukaryota, Metazoa, Chordata, Mammalia, Rodentia, Muridae. Gene Ontology annotation, molecular function: microtubule binding; GTPase activity; GTP binding. Gene Ontology annotation, biological process: defense response to virus. The transcript is spliced from 13 exons.
AUGGGACAACAGAUGAGGGUCAAGGGAGUCUUCAUUCUAGAACCUGAGAUCUUCUGGAAAGAGCUGACUUCUGCAUCCAGUCACCAGAUACCAAGUAAACAUCCUGAUACCUCUGAGGAGAGCCAGGCAAUGGAGUCUGUGAACAACCUCUGCAGUCAGUAUGAGGAGAAGGUACGACCCCACAUUGACCUCAUCGACUCUCUGCGGGCUCUGGGUGUGGAGCAGGACCUGGCUCUGCCUGCCAUUGCUGUCAUUGGGGACCAGAGUUCAGGGAAGAGCUCUGUGCUGGAAGCACUGUCUGGAGUGGCCCUCCCCAGAGGCAGUGGUAUUGUUACCAGGUGCCCUCUUGUGCUGAAACUGAAGCAACUGAAGCCGGGAGCAGAAUGGAAAGGCAAGGUCAUCUAUAAGGAUACUGAGAUUGAAAUCUCAGACCCUUCACUGGUGGAAAAGGAAAUCAAUAAAGCCCAGGACUUGAUUGCUGGGAAAGGAUCGAAGAUUAGCUCUGAGCUCAUUAGCUUGGAGGUCAGCUCUCCACAUGUCCCGGACCUGACUCUGAUUGACCUGCCUGGUAUCGCAAGGGUGGCUGUAGAUGACCAGCCUGCAGACAUCGAACACAAGAUCAAGCAACUCAUCAGGACAUACAUCCAAAAGCAGGAGACCAUCAACCUGGUGGUAGUCCCCAGCAAUGUGGACAUUGCUACCACAGAGGCCCUGAGCAUGGCUCAGGAGGUGGACCCUGAAGGGGAUAGGACCAUAGGUAAGGAGAUUCUUCUGGAGGAUGGGAAGGCCACAGUGCCCUGUCUGGCAAAGAGGCUGACUAUGGAGCUCACCUCCCACAUCGAUAAAUCGCUGCCACUAUUGGAAUAUCAAAUAAAUAAGAGUCACCAGAGUGCAUGUGAGGAGCUGCAGAAGUUCGGCGCAGACGUACCAGAAGACAACAGUAAGAAGAUGUCCUUUCUGAUGAAUAAAAUCAAGAUCUUCAAUGAUAAUAUCAUGACUUUGGUACAAGCACAGGAAACCAUAUCAGGGGGAGACAGCCGGUUGUUUACCAAACUGCGAAAUGAGUUUCUUGCUUGGGAUGAAUGUAUUAAGGAACAUUUCAAAAAAAGCCUAGAUUCUCCUGAGUUACAGAGCAAGAUGGAAGAAUUUGAAAAUCAGUAUCGUGGCCGGGAGCUGCCAGGGUUUGUGGACUAUAAGGCAUUCGAGAACAUCAUCAAAAAGCAAGUCAAAGCCCUGGAAGAGCCCGCUGUGGACAUGAUGCGCAGGGUCACUCAGAUGGUUCGAAUCGCCUUCACAAAGAUUUCAUCAAACAAUUUUGGUGAUUUUUUAAACCUCCACUGUACUGCCAAGUCCAAAAUUGAAGACAUCAGAUUAAACCAAGAAAAAGAAGCUGAAAAGCUGAUCCGACUUCACUUCCAGAUGGAACAGAUCAUCUACUGCCAGGACCAAGUUUACAAGGAAGCCUUGAAGAAGAUCAGAGAGGAGGAAGCCGAGAAACAAAAGGCUAAGGGGUUAAACCCUGUUACUUUUCAAUAUAACUCUCAGUUUCCUCAAAAGGAGUUGACUACCCCCGAGAUGACCCAUCACCUGAAGGCCUACUACCAGGUGUGCAUAAGGAACAUUGGAAGACAGAUCCCUUUGAUCAUCCAGUACUUCACCCUGCAAACAUUUGGAGAGGAAAUGGAGAAAUCCAUGCUUCAGCUUUUACAGGACACCGAGAGAUGCAGCUGGUUCCUGGAUGAGCAAUGUGAUACCAGAGAGAAGAAGAAGUUCCUGAAGAGGCGUAUUUUAAGGCUGGAUGAGGCUCGGCACAAACUUACCAAAUUCUCUGACUAAUCAGGCUGACUAUGUUUGCUUUCCUGGUAGUUGCACAAUGAUGCUUUAGCUGCUUACCUUAAGGUAGUAUGUUGUCUUUAGACUGGAAGCAAGUUCUCUGCAAACUCUGAGGAGAUGAGGAAACAGGAGCUAUGGAGAGUCAUUCUACUUCAGUAAGACAUGACCGAGCUAUGGAGAGUCAUUCUACUUAUGACCCUCUCAAAGCACAGGAAGAUGGCACCUAUCAGGAUCCUUCCUGCUCCUAACUCUGCCUUUUCUUUGUCAGGACAAUGUACUGGCUGAGCACCUCAGAAGGGACAGCUCCAGGUUUGUGCUGUCCUGUCUGGAAGCAGUGCAAAAGCUGCCACAGGGUCUUGGUAGAACAGCUCUUUGUAGGCAUACAUUUUUUGUAACCUACUUUUAACAAGGGUUCAACCUCUCUUUUAGCCCGCCACCCAUCAGAGGUAGUGGAAGAGAAAAGUUAUUAGGCUGUGGGGGAAGAGGACCUGUUCAGCAAUAGUUCUUUGGGAGUGAGUUUGAUCUUCUUUGGCAGCAGUAUAGUCCCAUAGCAAACACCAAAUAUGACUCAGAAGAAGCUGCAGACCAGUCCUCUAGGCAGGCAGAUACCACACACAACCAGUGGCUAUAGUCCAGUACUUUCUGCAGGCAGACACAAAGCACAAAGCAGUAGCUGUAGUUCAAUCUUGAAGAAAGCUUGCCAGCCAGACUGAGGUGAGACUGCAGAAGUGACAAGCUGCUGCAGGAACCUCACAAGUAGUUCUUAGGCAAGUUUCCCUCAAUGGAGGUGUUACCACCAUUGAGCUCAACAAUGCUAUGUAAGGUGAACCAUUACAUGUAUGUUGUUAGUAAAGAAUAGCUAGGCGGAACAAACCAAACCAAUGCUCAGUUGCUUGUCUCCCAUUGUUUGUGGGGUUAUAUUUAUACUCCUUCAUCAUGAAUCCUUUCAUGUGCUUGCAAUAUCAAAAUAUCCUUUCACUUGUGUCUGCUUCAGGAAAACACUCUUUCACGUGUUUGCUUCAGCAAGACAUCCUUUCGCCUGUAUGCCCCAGGAACACAUCAUUUGACAUAACUAACUUUCCAGCAAAACUACAAGUUUCCACUUCAGCUCUUCCAAUAAAAUUCUUGCUAAAUGAUA